AUGGCCAAGAGAAAAGGAGGUUCCAAUGCAGGCAAGGACAAGAAGAGACAGCGUUCAUACACGUUGAUCGAGCCUGGAACGUAUGGCCUAUAUGCGACAUGUCCAAAGUUCAAGGAAGUUGCAGCUGCUAAGGAAAUGCGAUUGAUUUUGCAAGACGCAAUUGACAAAUACUAUCCGGAGGAGAAAGACACGACGGCGGUUAGAUGUGAAGGCAAUGAGAAGGGUGGAGAAGCAGAGGUGGGUGUGUGUGAAGAGGUGGACAUUGAGGAUGAGAUCGCCAAGGAGAUUAAGGAAAUCAAAAAGAACGAUGAUAAGGCCAAGCAUAAUAGAAACAACAAGGAGCUACGGAUGAGGGAGAUACCAAUUGGUGUUGAGUCAUUGGUAUUUUUCAAACUGAGACAACCCAUCAAACCUAGUGAAAUAGUGGUGAAGAUGUGUAAUGAUCUAUAUGAGAGUAAGGCCAAGAUGGGUAGGUUUAUCCAAAGAAUUGUUGCGAUUGACCGAUCAUGUAAUGCGACAGAGAACGAGUUCAAAAAGUUGCUAGAGGCUUCCGUUGAUAGGUAUGUCCACGAUGAGAUGCAAGAGGGUAAGGAUCUCUUUGAAAGCUACAAUGUCAACCUAGUAAAGAGGAACUUUGACACAAUAUCACGAGACGAGUUUAUGGAGAUGAUCCAGGGCGAAAUGGACACACAAUUUGGAGAAGGAACUACACAGUUGAGGUACAAGGGGGCCCGGACCUUGAUAAAUGUCUACUGUUUCAAGAACAACAUUGGGAUUGGGAUCGUCAAAAACAAGGACUUUGAGAGACUCUGUAAAUUCAAUGUCCAGCAAAUUUUCGAAAAGGUAAUGAAGGAGGAGGAUGCUGCUUAA
Pichia kudriavzevii is the source of this 870-nucleotide messenger RNA. RefSeq lists its product as uncharacterized. Gene Ontology annotation, molecular function: RNA binding. The transcript has a single exon. NCBI's taxonomy places the organism in Eukaryota, Fungi, Ascomycota, Pichiomycetes, Pichiales, Pichiaceae. Gene Ontology annotation, biological process: tRNA modification. The record is from RefSeq and is a predicted model, not a curated record. The coding region runs from base 1 to 870 and encodes 289 amino acids.